Chanos chanos (milkfish) is the source of this 1429-nucleotide messenger RNA. Its product is annotated as beta-1,3-galactosyltransferase 2. Bases 419 to 1429 code for a protein of 336 amino acids. Gene Ontology annotation, biological process: protein O-linked glycosylation. Lineage: Eukaryota; Metazoa; Chordata; Actinopteri; Gonorynchiformes; Chanidae. Gene Ontology annotation, cellular component: Golgi membrane. The transcript is spliced from 4 exons. Gene Ontology annotation, molecular function: N-acetyl-beta-D-glucosaminide beta-(1,3)-galactosyltransferase activity. The record is from RefSeq and is a predicted model, not a curated record.
AAGGCAGUAGAGAGCAACAUUUCAAAAUGCAGAGACAAGGAAGAGGAGGACCAAGAAAGCAACACAUUUAAAAAAAAUACAGAAAAAAGAGGGGGAGCAAAUUUACUGAGGAGGUGAAACCUAAAGCCAGGGGCAGAGGGAUAGUACGACAGCAGAGGCAAGUGUAAAGAUGUCAAAGGACCAGCGCUACGACACGUGAGGUGAUCACUGAGAAAUGGGUAAAAGGAUUGUGAAUCAUGAGGUUCAUCCUCCCAAAAGACGUAUCACAACAGAAGAAAAAAGUGGAAAAUGCCAGCUGGAAAAUAUCUGGAAAAAUCUAGCUACCAGGAUCGUAAUUACACUUUGUCUGACGUGCUGGUUAGGGUUACCUGCCUUGGUUUGACCAGAUCUGACUGUUGCUGAGCAGAGUGCAGCAAUCAUGCAGUGGAGACGGCGACAUUGCCGGGCACACAUUGCUGUGCUCCUCUUGCUCCUCUGUUUCAUAGGAGUACUUUGCUUCCUGCAUCACCAAAAAUUGUUAUGGGGCUGGAAUAGCAGAGGGUAUAAUUCAGUGACUUAUUCACCUGGGGUCCAAUUGCUUAAAAUAGAGGUUAACCAGAGUACCUUGCAGCCCACCUGGAAGGAGACUGGGAGCCCACAAGGAACACUGAGGUCCGAGCAGGGACCAACUGCAAGAGGGACACAAAACACGGAGUUGUACAACUACAUUAUAAAUGAGUUGCACAAGUGCCAGAACAGAGACCCUUUUCUGGUGCUGCUGAUUACUGUGGAACCCCAACAAGUGGAAGCAAGGAAUGCCAUCAGGCAGACAUGGGGGAAUGAGAGUCUAGUCCAAGAUUUGGAAUUAGUACGUCUCUUCAUGUUGGGCCUGAAAUGGGGCAAUCACGAACAAGUCCACAGUCUUCAGCGCCAAAUUCAGCAAGAAUCUCAUAGACAUCACGACAUUAUCCAACAGGAAUUCAUGGACACCUACCACAACCUUACCUUAAAGACUUUGAUGGGGAUGCAUUGGGUGGCCACACACUGCCCCAAUGCAAGAUAUGUCAUGAAGACAGACAGCGACAUGUUUGUGAAUACGGAGAACCUCAUACAAAUGCUCCUCAAGCCCAGUGUGACACCAAGACAAAACUACUUCACAGGUUACCUUAUGAAGGAUGAAGCCCCGAAACGAAACAAGGAUAGCAAAUGGUACAUGUCACCUGAGUUGUACCCCAGUGAGCGAUACCCUGUCUUUUGCUCUGGGACAGGCUAUGUGUUCUCAGGUGACAUGGCACAAAAGAUUCAUGAAGCAUCUCUGAGCAUACAGAGACUUCACCUGGAAGAUGUCUAUGUGGGAGCAAUCCCUCGGGCACAAAGCGCACUUGAGAACAGCCUACAGCUCGUCUCCCCACAGGCGCUAGUUGACAACCGAAUAGCCUCUGACAACUAG